AUGCAUGCGCCACCUGCUGCUCGCAGGCGAGCCAUCUUGCCACGGCAGUCUACCCCAGGGGGCGCGACGGACUCUGCAACUCCAACUCCAACGCCGACUGAUACAGAUAAUGCUGACCCGACUUCAUCCUCCACCUCCACAAGAUCUAGCAGCACACCGACUUCAACAAUCGAGUCGACCGAGAGCUCAAGUAGUACCCGGACGCCGACUUCAAGCACAUCAACCACGCCUACUUCGACUCCUACUUCCACACCAACCUCUACCUCGGAAUCUAGCACGCGAUCCAGCACAGAAACAUCGUCCACCGAGACCUCUACGACCUCUUCAUCUACGCCCUCUAGCUCUACAUCUACGGAAAGCUCUGCUUCAUCGACCUCGACUCCAACCUCUUCAUCUACCGAAUCCUCUUCAACACCCUCGUCUACAACUACGACCUCUGCAACGCCCUUCACGACCCUUUCAGCAUCUACUUCAUCCCCUGGCGCUAGCUUUACGACAUUCACUUCGUCCAUUGUCACCGAGAUAAAUGGUACCCCCACCACGGCUCCAUUCGCAAUAGUCACCGCUCUCAAUCCUGAUUCGUCAGGCGAUGGGCUCGAUAGUCACGAGCGGACAGCCGUCAUCGCAGGAGCGGCGGUAGGCGGCACCGCCCUACUCGUGAUCCUCUUCGCGGGAUUCUUCUACUACCGGCGACGUGUUGACAAGAAGCACUAUACCUCUCUUCAACGCGACCCUCCAUCUCGAGCUGCCUUCCUCGCCGACGAACUUGCGGCGCCUCCGCCCGGUGGAUAUCGCGACGAUCCCUUCGCGCCAGGCGGCGCAGCUAUCGGGGAAGCGUACGAGCUCCCGCCUCGGAUACACCGCUCAGGACAUUCGGAAAGCGGGAGCAUCUUCAGGGAGGACGUGUGGCCACCGCCGCAAUCCUCGCUGGAGGACCCUUUCGCUAGCACGCCGAAUCUACACGGCAUCGAGAGCUCAGUCCGUCCUUCCGGUCCUUCGCCUGCACCCACCCAAUCAACACUCGGUGUCGGUCCGCGCCCAGGAGCCCUCGACCCUCGUACGCGCGGGGAAUCAGGCGAUGCGAGCAUCUGGUCCCAAGCAAGCGCACCGCGUCCGAUGAGCGCGACAAGCCACACAGGGCUCAUCCCCGAACAUAACUCGCACGGACGCGACGCGUCGGAUACUCCGCUCCUGAGCGACGCAGCGAGCGCCAUCGAGUACGAUACGCGUCUGGGGCCGCUUGUACCCACGAACCCGGAUACACAUUCGAUCGACCUGCCUAGUCCGCCGCCGAGUGGGCUUCCGGGGCAUCCGAGCUGGUUGGAGAGGACGCCGAGGAGAGCGGAUGGGAGUGGAUGA
This is a messenger RNA of Peniophora sp. CBMAI 1063, 1359 nucleotides long. NCBI's taxonomy places the organism in Eukaryota, Fungi, Basidiomycota, Agaricomycetes, Russulales, Peniophoraceae. The record is from the annotation of a GenBank genome assembly.